This is a messenger RNA of Acanthoscelides obtectus, 3785 nucleotides long. The record is from the annotation of a GenBank genome assembly. NCBI's taxonomy places the organism in Eukaryota, Metazoa, Arthropoda, Insecta, Coleoptera, Chrysomelidae.
AGGAAUAUCAUGUCUACAAUUGUAUUCAAAAUAUCAGUAUUUACCAAAACCUUCUUUGCAACGACUACAUUUGGAUAACUUAUGUGUAUCUCAACUAGAAUGGAAACCAUAUGAGGGAGAGUAUCUUGCUGGAAGAAAUUAUAGGUUUGUCACAGAUACCCAAGUGCUUUUUGAAGUGAAUUUUUCAGAUCAAGAGCAGAUUAACAAACUUCUUAGUAGCAAAUAUGAACACGAGGUUCAGCUAAAAUGCAAUGAAGGAGUCGUCCAUGCUUUUGUAAUAUGGUUUGACUUGUAUCUAGAUGAAGAUACAUGGAUAACUACAAAUCCCAAUCAUGAAAAUUGUGCCAAGUGUUGGGAACAAGCAAUUAUAUAUAUUGAUCAUAGCAAAUAUCUAAAAGAAGGAGACAUGUUAAAUUUGGAAGUUUCCAUGGAAGAUUGUAGACUGAGUGUCAGAACUUUAGAUGAAGGACCAACUCAUGACUGUUUCAAAGUAUCCAAGGACAUAGUUACCAUUUUAAAUGAUCAAAAGCUUGUGGAUACUUAUAUAUCUGUAGCAGAUUUAUUUAAAGACAGGCAGUUAGAUGUAAUGGACCUCACCCCAUUCCCCUUGGUAGGAUUUCUCUUAGCUAAAAAUGGCUGUCGAGUGUUCCACAGUAUGAGAAAUAAACUCGAUCAAGACUUUUUUGAUUACAUUCUUCGCGUUAAUUCCAUAUCACCAGAACGAUUCGUAAUGUUACCUGAGGGCGCAAGAUGCAUUGACCCAGAAUUCGUCAAACCAAACAGUUUGAUAUUGCAUGACGUUAUCGACACUGACGGAUACUUGGAAAGCAACUUUUUCCGUACAGAUUCAUUGGAGCCCGCUAUAGUACUCCCCGUAACUGCCUUAGCAGUCGCCAUGAUGGUUUAUGCACCAUACAUUGAUUGCUGUAAUAAGGUUAAUGAUUCCAAUACGUUGGGUUUCAAGACAGCAAAACAUAUGAAUCAGUAUUCGGGAGAUGAACAUCCCAACAUUGAAGAUCUGGUUUAUGAGCAACGUACGGAACGCGUCGUUUUCACAUUGGAAGAUGGUGUUAAAGUAAUGUCUGUCACUGCCGUAAAUACUGGCCUUGUGAAUGCAGUGUAUUAUUGGUACGAAAUGUAUUACUCUGACAAAAUCAAAUUCUCUACUUUGGAUAGCAGCCAUUACAAGAAAACCUGCUAUUUUAUGAAAGAGACAAAAUACGUGACGAAAGGAGAAAAUUUGAGUAUAGAGUGUCACGUUGAAGAUUCAGUGAUGAAGAUUACAGAAGGCACCGGACAAAGUUACAGUGAAUGACAUUUGAAAUAAAUGCAAUGCAUGGUAAAUGAUACAAAGGCUGCGACAUACCUUAUAUUAAAAAUAACACGAAAACUAAUUUAUAAGCAUAGAAAUCAAAAUUCACUCAAGCCGAGAUACAGGGAGUGGGAGUUGUAUUACCGUUAACGUUUGCCUUUCUUGAUAUUCAAGUCAAUGAAAUAAAUGUCAAGUGAGUGACAGUAACAUUGAUUGUCAAAACUCCCUAAUACCUCGCAAUUUUCUACAUGUAGUGAUGCCAACAUAUGCAGUUUAUAUUCAUUCUUUCAGGAAGCUUGAUCACUGGUGCAGAACUAAGGCUUCACUGUCUUAAAUAUAUUGUCCUCGCCACUAACUUUUCCUGUAUGUCUAAAACAUUUUUAGUCGAGUUUUUCUUUUGGAGAAAAUUAAAUUGAUGUUUUAGGUGCAAUCCGAAUUUUUCCGUGAAUUAAGGCACAUGAGGAAAUCUUCCUAUUUCACUUUGCCCAUAGCAUUUCCAUCCUCAAACUUUUACAUAAAAAAUUAUCUGAUAAAACCCCUUAAAAUAAAUUUAUGGGUCAAAACUAAAAUUCCUCGAUCUGACUUGGUGGGACAUAAUCUUGAAACGAGCUUAAUUUUUUUCCUGAAAAGUACCUCUGGAGGCAUUAAGCUCUGUGAAAUUUCGGGAUCCUAGGUCGAACCGCUCGGUUUGGAGCCGCCCUCAAAGUUUGUGUGUUUGUAAAAAAUGUGGAUUUUAGCGUUUUGGGAAGCAUUAGACCCCGUAAUUUAUUCCGUACAAGGAACUCAAAAUUGACCAACCUAUCCCUCUAUAGCUCUCCUUUAACUUGGUCGAAUAGGCCUUGGAUUCAAUUUUCAAAAUUUCUGACAAAAAUUGGCCAUUUUCAUCAUAUUGGACAGCGGAUCAUGUCUAAUAUAAGGCCUAAGGACUGAAAAAUCUCAAUACUUAGGUCGAGCUGUACGCUCAGGAGAUGCGUUCUAAGUUCAAGAACAUUUCCAUUUUCUCGCUACUCUCUUUAUCGUAAAAAGCGUUAAGCCUCGCAAUAUAUGACUAUUCGAAGUAAAAUUGUUCGGAGAAUUAAAAAGGGCUUCCAAAUUUAGAUCUGCUAAUGCGUUCGGUAGAUUUAGUGUAUUUUUAAAAAAUUUUCGUUGUUUCAUUGGGCUGACAAUUCCAAAACACGUCCACAAAUUUUUUUUUUCAUAAAGUAGGAUGAUCAAUCAAUCACUCUAUAUGAGUUGGAGUUUGUUCCCGGAUCUCUAAAUUGGCCGAAUUGGUCAUUUAAAUGAGAUUUCAGAUCAUAAUUGUUGUUGAUGCCUAAAAUAAAUGACAUUUCGUCUUUAAUUAGUGUAAAUAAAAGCAGCAACAUUACUGCUUUUAUACUCUGCAAAAAAAAAUUACUGCCUUUUAUCAUAGUUUCCAUAAUCUAUUGAUGUUAUUUUUUCAAAGCAAAAACUCAAUAAUGCAGAAUUUUACUUUAUUAUUAUAUAAUUUAUUCAUAUUGAAAUACGUACAUAAAUGGCACAAAAGUAAACAUAUUCAACAUCUAAUAAUUCAAUUUAAUAAUUAUAUGAUUACAUGUAAUAAUAACAUUCAACAAAAUUAUUAUAUAAAUAAACUAAAAACAGCAUGUUUUCCUAUAUGUUAAGUUAACCGAAGAUUAUUUUUCAAAAUUAUUCUUUUGGAUCAAAAGUAUUUAUUUUUAACAAUAAAUACUUAUUUACAAAUAGAAUUAUUACUGAAAAAAUUAAAUAAGUAAACAGAAUAGGUAUAUAGGUAUAUAGGUCAAAAAGGCAGUACUUGUACCUUACAGAGAUUAAACAGUCUAGUUUGAAGGCUUUUUUAAUUUGAUAAAUUGAUUUGUUUUUAUGUUUAUGGGAGAUUUAGUUAAUAUGAAAUAUUUGGCAAACUGAAAUCUAACUAUUUUUGUUAAACAACGUGAUCAAUGAUAUAUUUAUCAUAAAAUACUUUUUUACCAAACCUUUAAACUUUGAGCGCGACUCCACUCCAAACCGUCCGUCCUAGUACCAUUAAUAUUACAGAGCUCAUGCCUCCAUGGAUACAUUCCAGACAAAAAAAAUGAGCCCGAUUUAAGAUAUGACCCGUCAAUAUGCGAUUUAAUAACCUAUAAAAAAUAUUCGUAUAAAUACAGGUUCGGAAAUACAACUUUAACGCCAUGAAUCUGGCAAUAGAGCGUAUUUUUACGAACUAUUCAAAUUAUUUCUCAAUAUAUCUUCUAUUUUAGAGAUAUUGCAAUUGGUUUUUUGAAUUAUUAUGGUAACCCGAUUUUUUAAAAUCUUACUAACUGCACGUAUUUAUUUUCAAUUUCAUUCAGUGUAACUGUAUUCCGAGGUUAAAACUCUCAUGUACUCCACUAGUUGUACAAAAAUACUUUGUAUAUAACUCUUAAGACUAUACUUUAUUAUUUAAUGUUAAAGGUUUUUAAAGGUAGUUGUAAAUAAAAAUGAACACUAUCGA